AUGGAGGACGACUCUGUCAUGGCCGAAGCGGCGCCCACAACGCUGCGGUUGAGGUCUUACCAGCAGGAGAUGCUCGAUGCUAGCCUGGAGAGGAAUAUCAUCGUGGCGAUGGAUACAGGUUCUGGCAAAACACACAUUGCCAUCGCACGCAUCCUCACUGCAUUGGAGCGAAGCGACAAACUCGUAUGGUUCCUGUCACCAUCAGUAGCUCUGUCGAUGCAACAAGCCGACCUGUUGAGUUCCCACCUUCCCGCUUAUCAUGUGCGGACUCUCACCGGGCUAGAUGGCGUCGACAAAUGGACCGAUCAGAAGCUUUGGGAUGCCACCUUGGCCAACGUACAUGUCGUGAUUGGCACGCCGGCUGUACUUCUUGAUGCUCUGACCCACGGCUUCGUCAAGAUCGAUCAGCUUGGGCUGUGUGUUUUCGAUGAAGCUCAUCGAACUACCAAAUCACACCCCAUGAAUUCGAUCAUGAAGCUGUUCUAUCAUCCCGCCAUCCAGCAAGGACGACCUGUCCCUGACAUACUGGGCCUUACUGCUAGUCCCGUGGUCAACAGUAAACAUGGAAGCUUAGAGACCAUCGAAUCAAAUCUGAACGCCAUUACAAGGACCCCUAAACACAACCGGGAAGACCUCCAAGCUCAUGUGAACGCACCAGUCGUCACGACCGUGCUUUAUCCAAGGGAAACGAUCGAUCCAUACGCACAGACAGAUGGCGUUCUGGCUGGUCUUACCAGAGCAACUCAGGGAUACGAAUUCGCUCAAGAUCCCUACGUCCUGGAACUCAUCGAGCAGGACGAUCCGCGAUCAAGGAAGGAGUAUCAAAAGGUCAUGAUGAAGCGGAAGACGUACUGUUGGGAGAACCUCAGAGCCCUGGAUCUCCGUGCCUCAACGAUGCAAGAGCAGCUUGGUACCAGCAUGGCGGCGUGGUACGUCAAUACGUGCAUUGAGAGGUUUCGAGAUGGGAUCGUGUCGGAUGCCGCGAUCAUGCCUGAUUUGUCCGAGAAAGAAAGGAAGCAUCUUUCGCGCAUCUUCGAUCAAGUUCAGAGUCAAGCCCCGGUCGAUGAUAAGGCCGAUCUUUCCAUUUCUCAGAAAGUCAGCCAGCUACUGCAAAUCCUCGACCAACAUGGUGAGGCUGCCACGAGAGGCAUUGUAUUCGUGGAGCAAAGGGUUCAAGUCACCGCUUUGGCUGAGCUACUUAGACGGCUGCCUGACGUGUCACAUCGGGUUGCAACUUUCGUGGGAACAUCUUCGUCCUCUAAACGCAAGAUCUCCGUGGCAGACUUGGUCGCAAUCAAGGAGCAAGAGAAAGACCUUGCCGCGUUCAGGAACGGUGAAAAGAACCUCAUGAUAGCAACAAACGUGCUGGAGGAAGGCAUCGAUGUAUCGGCCUGCAAUCUGGUCAUCUGUUUCGACCCGCCGAAGAAUCUCGUCUCUUUCGUGCAACGACGAGGCCGAGCUAGGCAGAAGGAGUCCCACUAUUACCUGUUCGUGCCAGAUGAUCAGAGCAACAACAAGCAAUGGGCGACGCUCGAGGCUGAAAUGAAGAAAGCAUACAUGGACGACACUAGGCAAUUGGCUAGCCGACUCGACGAUGAGCUCGCUUUGAGCGAUAAAGUCUACCAGAUUCCGUCCACUGGAGCAAUGCUUACGCUGGAGAACGCCAAAGCGCACCUGUACCACUUCUGCAGCGUCUCGACGCCUGCGAGUAACUACGUAGAUGUGCGACCUGAGUUCGACACAGAAGAGCAUCCCGGUGGAACUGCACUUACCAGCUCCUGGUCGGCGUCAGUCUACCUGCCUUCUUCUGUCCAUGCUGAUCUGCGCUCUGCCAAAUCUUCCAAACAAUGGCCAAAUGAAGAGACUGCCAUUGCCGAUGCUGCCUUCGAAGCUUAUGUUACUCUUCACAAGGCCGGGCUGAUCAAUGACAAUCUCUUGCCUCGUGUGAAAGACUACGGGCCAGAUGUUGGCCAGCAACACGUCGACCAGCCUUCUAUCGUGCAGGUUACUGGACGCUAUCUCUCUCACAAAGAACUUCAUACUGAUGAAAACACUUCAACUCAGGAGUGGCUGUCACAUCAGGUCCAUGUCUGGUUCCGCGGCGAGUCGGUUUGCGAGAUAAGACUCUGGCUGCCAUCCAGUCAACUGCCCUCACUCAAGCUUCGCUUAUUCUGGAACAAACAGGACGAGUACAACGUGACGAUAGGCGGCCCCGAUGUAACAUCAGAAGUGGUAGACCACAAGGCCCUUUCCCUGAGUCAAAAAUGCACGCAAUUGCUACUGUCGUCUGUUCACGGAAACCGGAUGCCAGCACACGCGACAGACUUUCCAGUCCUGUUCACGCCAAACCUGGACGAGGACAUGUCUCAAUGGCUUGCUGAUGCUACAGGCGUUCGCGAAGCCACCAGUACAGAUGAAAGCGAUGCCAUCGAUGCUGGUCUGGUCAGGGUCAAGGGACAGGUUGGACACGCCUACAUCCUUCAAGACUUGCAAUCUGACGCCUCGUCUGAGGAAGGUGCACAGCUCACGGUCACCAACUUUCCAAAACGAAAAGACUUUCUGCAUAUGGUCAGCGAGAACAACAAAUCGACAGCUUACAGUGUUAAGCAGAGCAUACCGGCUGUUAACUGCACGAUCGACAACCUCCCAGUCAAAUAUGCCAUCUUCGCCGCGUUUGUGCCUUCGAUCAUGCACAAGAUCGAGACAGCAUUGCUGGCCAUUGAUCUCCAGACGACCUUAUUGCGCGAAGUGGACAUCUCGGACCUUGGGCUCGUCCUUGAAGCGGUAAGUGCUCCAUCUGCAGAGGAGAGUCGUUUCCAAGACUCUGGUCUACAGCGAGACGCUUCCCCUGAAGGUGCUCCAGCCGUCAAGGACAGCAGCAACAUCAUUGACUACAAUCGCCUCGAGUACCUUGGCGACACGAUUCUCAAGCACUGCACCGAGCUCCAGGUGAUGGCGCAGCACACGAACUGGCCGGAGUCCUACCUCUCCCUCGAGCGAGACCGGAUCGUUCGCAACAGCAACCUCUCGAAAGCAGCUCUCUCCGCCGGUCUAGACAAGUACAUCCUAAUCAAGCCAUUCACGGGAAACAAAUGGCGCCCUCCAUACCUCACCGAGUUACUCGCGAAAGCGCCAGAGACCAGGCACAUGUCGACCAAAACCCUCGCCGACGUAGUAGAAGCUCUCAUCGGAGCAGCCUUCGUCGACGGCGGUCUGCCAAAGAGCCUGACAUGCAUCUCAACCCUCCUCCCCCUCGAAAGAUGGCAUCCACCAACCCAAUGCUUCGACAACCUCCUCCACGACCUCCACCCUUCGAAAUCCACCCACCUCGCCCUGCUCGAACGCCUCGUAGGCCACGAAUUCCAGCACCCGACCCUCCUCCUCGAAGCCAUAACCCACGUCUCCUACCCAUACAACCGCACCGGCCUCUCCUACGAACGUCUCGAAUUCCUAGGAGACAGCGUCCUCGACCUGAUCAUCACGCCCAAACUCUUCGCCCACCGGAGGGAAUUGAGACACUGGGAACUCCACCGCAUCCACGAGGCGCUCGUCAACAGCCAUUUCCUCGGGUACUGCUGCAUGGCCUACGCCAUCGAGGAGGAGAAAUUCGACGUCGUUGUCGUCCAAGACAAAUCCACCACCACCACCACCACCACCACCGCUACUCGCCACAAAAUCAAACCCUCCACCCGCCGUGUCCACCUCCACGACUUCCUCAAACUCAGCGCACAACUCAUCCCCCACCGCCGCAAAGCCCUCGAUCUCUUCCAGACCCUCCAACCCUCCCUCCAAGAAUCCCUGCAGUCUGGAAAAGAAUACCCCUGGCCCGCUCUCGUCGCCCUCAACCCCCCGAAAUACUUCUGCGACAUCGUCGAGGCGAUCCUCGGCGCAUUAUACAUCGACACGCGAGGCGACCUGUCCGUUUGCGAGGCUUUCGUGUCGAAGCUCGGGAUCUUAGACCACAUGGACAGAAUACUAGAUGAGCAUGUGGAGUGUUUCUCGCCGAAGGAGCGGUUGGGGGUUGUCGCGGAUCGGGAGGCUGUGAGGUAUGUCAAUCGUUGGGGGGAGGAUGUGGACGGCAAGAGAGUGUUUGGGUGUGUGGUCAUGGUGGGGGAUGAGGAGGUUGUGGGUGUGGAUGGGUGUGGGCAUAGGGAUGAGGCUGAGGUCAAGGCGGCGUGGGAGGCUUGUAGGAUUUUGGAGGCGAGGGGGGGGAGUAAGGAAUGGGAGGAAGAGGAAGUUUGA
Molecule: messenger RNA, 4242 nt
Organism: Zasmidium cellare ATCC 36951
Lineage: Eukaryota; Fungi; Ascomycota; Dothideomycetes; Mycosphaerellales; Mycosphaerellaceae
Exons: 7
Coding region: 1-4242 (1413 amino acids)
Biological process (GO): siRNA processing
Cellular component (GO): nucleus; RISC complex; cytoplasm
Molecular function (GO): RNA binding; ribonuclease III activity; ATP binding
Source: RefSeq, a predicted model, not a curated record